Messenger RNA from Nipponia nippon (crested ibis), 1119 nucleotides. RefSeq names its product E3 ubiquitin/ISG15 ligase TRIM25. NCBI's taxonomy places the organism in Eukaryota, Metazoa, Chordata, Aves, Pelecaniformes, Threskiornithidae. The record is from RefSeq and is a predicted model, not a curated record. Gene Ontology annotation, molecular function: zinc ion binding.
AUGGCAAAAGCUAAGGAAGAAUCUGGAGGGGCUGCCAGCCUGGAGGAUGAACUCAGCUGUCCCAUCUGCCUGUGCGUGUACAGGAACCCAGUGUCGCUGAGCUGCGGUCACAGCUUCUGCAAGCAGUGCAUCCAGAAGGCGCUCGGUGCCCAGCAGCAAUCCAAGGCCCCUUACUCCUGCCCCAUGUGCAAGCUCCAGCUGGGGCCCAUCCUGGAGCUGCAGAAGAAUUUCCAGCUGUGCAGCAUCGUGGAGGCAUUUCUGGCCACCACUUCCAAAGGACAACAGGGCAAGGGCUCUGCAGAGGGGAAGAAGGAGGCAGUUCCCUGUGACUUCUGCCUGGGUUGGCCCGAGCCAGCAGUGAAAACCUGCCUGAUCUGCAACGCGUCUUUGUGCCAGGCCCAUCUGAACAAACACAAUGCCAAGGCUUCCCAGCAGGAGCACGUCCUGGUGGAGGUGGGCACAGGCAGCGUGGUGGAGGAGAGGAUGUGCCUGGAGCACGGCAGGCUGCUGGAGUGCUACUGCCAGGAUGAGGGGCAGUACAUCUGUGUGCUCUGCUCUAUUGCGGGAUGCCACAAGGGCCACAGCAUCAUCACGCUGAAGGAGGCACAUGACAAACAGCUGGGUGAACUCUCGGACAUCGUGACAUGGCUGCAGGAACGUAAAAGUGCUUUAGCUACCGCCCUAGAAAAACUUCAGAAAAGCGAGAAUCAGCUCAAGACCAAUACAAAAACAGUGACUUCUCAGCUGCAAAAGCUGUUUGAAGAGAUGAAGACAGAGCUGAUUCAGAAAGAGAAGAAGAUCCUGAGUGACAUUCAAUCCAAUGAGAAAAAACAACUGGCAGACAUUACCAAAGCGCAGAAGGAAACGGAAGAGAGGAGAGAUGAGGCUGCACAGCAUCUUCAGUCUUUGCAGAAGAUGAGAGAGCAACCAGAUACUUUCAUCUUCUUCAAAGAAUUUAAACUGGCCAUGGACAGGAUUGAGAGUCAGAAUUUCGGCGUCAGCGGGAUGGACGUGGUGGUAGUGCAGCUGGAUCAGGCCAGGAUCGACCACUACCGACGCCUGACGCGGGACUUCGUGAGUCGCCUGGGCUCGCUGCUGCAAGACGUGCACAGUGAGUGA